CAUUUCCAGGACACCCUCGGUUUGCCAAAGGCGCCAAUUAAAUUCGAGGCUCGCUCGGGUGCCUCCUCGUUCAAAUUCAAGAUAAAUUUGACCUUUCCAGGCGCUACCGUUCCUUUUUAGGAGAAAGGCGACCAGGAGGAAUGUUAAAAAGUUUGCGUCAGUGUUGUUUGGGUACAUGGGAAAUGACGUUUGUGGAUGUUCUGGAAAGAGCCAGAUUUUUUUCCCCAGGAGCCGGGCGGAAUGAGUUUUAUAUAAAGGCAGUUGCAGGCAGGGCAGGGUGAGUGAGUGAGUGAGUGAGCAAGCAAGCAGCAUCAGAAGCUUAUCAGCUCAACGUUGUGUGGCUGUCAGGAGUGUAUCAGGUAAUUAACCUACAGGGCCAGUUCGGAGCCUUUGCCUGCUUUGAAGGGAGACCGCAGCCUUUCUGCGUACGAUGGGCAAAGAUUAUUACAGUAUUCUGGGGUUGCAGAGAGGAGCUUCCGACGAUGAGAUCAAGAAGGCUUACCGCAAGCAAGCACUGAAAUGGCACCCGGAUAAGAAUAAGUCGCUCAACGCGGAGGACAGGUUCAAAGAGGUAGCAGAAGCCUACGAGGUGUUGAGCGACCCCAAGAAGAGGGAAAUCUACGAUCAGUUCGGAGAGGAAGGUUUGAAAGGAGGCGCUGGUGGGAGUGAUGACCAGGGAGGAACGUUCCGGUACACUUUCCACGGAGACCCUCACGCCACCUUUGCUGCAUUCUUCAAUGGUGUCAAUCCCUUCGAGAUGUUCUUUGGAAGGAGGAUGGCAAACGGCCAACAUGAAGAAGCCAUGGAUGUGGACUCUGAUAUUUUCAGCCACUUUGGAGGCUUUAGCAUGAAUAACUUCCCUAGGGAACGGCACCGAGGAGGGAUGAUGGGACAGAUGCAUCGCAAACAGGACCCCCCCAUCAUCCACGAGCUCCGAGUGUCCUUGGAGGAGAUCUACAAUGGCUCCACCAAGAGGAUGAAGAUUUCCAGGAAGCGACUGAAUCCUGAUGGCCGGAGCCUCAGGAUGGAGGACAAAAUACUAACUAUUGAAAUCAAAAAGGGCUGGAAGGAGGGAACUAAGAUCACAUUCCCAAAGGAAGGCGAUGAAAUGCCCAACACGAUUCCAGCAGACGUAGUUUUUGUACUGAAGGAUAAACCUCAUCCCCACUUCAAGAGGGACGGAUCGAAUAUUGUCUAUCAUGCUCGAGUCAACUUGCGGGAGGCUUUAUGUGGUUGUACAAUUCACGUGCCCACCAUGGAAGGCAGAUCCGUCUCGUUAACGACACAGGAAGUGAUUAAGCCGGGCACAAGAAAGCGGAUAAGCGGCAAAGGGUUGCCAUUCUCAAAAAACCCCAACCAACGAGGUGAUCUCAUUGUGGAGUUUGAGGUCACCUUCCCAGACUUUAUAUCCACAUCAUCCAGAGAGGUGCUGAGGCAACAUUUACCCCUGUCGUAGAUGGGAGGACUAAUUCCGUUUCACAGUAGUAUCACACUCCUAUACAUAGUGAAGUAUUGUGCUUGCACACCCUAAGGAGAAGCAUCAGUGACUGUUUCAAGAGAUUUUUCAAGCAGCAAUAACUUUUUGUCAUGUUCUUAAAAGGCAAGCUUUUCACUGUGUUCUGCUGGGUGCAUAUGUGGAACUUUUUGUAUGUUUUUUUUUUAUUUAGCAAAUUGUGUAUGUAGACAUGAAGGCUGGCUGACUUAAGCCAGUAUCCAUUAAAAGACUGUCAGAGAAACCAAUUCUAACAUGUCAAUGUGAAUGGUCCAUUCAAGAACUUGUUCUCAAGGAUGAAUUUCCAGGAUUUGGAAUGCACUAUGUGCUAUUAGCAACAUGAUGUCACUUUACCCAUCAUAUAAUGUGUUUUUAAAAAAAAUCUGUUUGGCACUUUUGUAAAGAAAUGUACUAUAAAUCAUUUAAUAUGUCCAUCACAAAAUAAUUUGAGCCCUUAUUUCUGUACACUGCCAAUUAACGCCAGCUGCUUGGACAAAUGACAACAUGAUAUUUAAUAAGAUUAAGGUGCAGAUUUAUUUAACUGACUUACUUACCUAAUUCCAGUUCCGUCGCCGGUGUUUAGAGCAGCAACGAAGGUUCUUCAGCUCCGGCAGUAUUCAAGUCUCCAUCGUGUCGGUAGCUCAGUUUUCGCUACCAGUCAGAGUUGUUAGCCCUGUGAUGAGCACCGCUCCCCUCCCCCCUGGGAGGUCCGGCCGACUACUCUUAGCCUGGCCUUUACCCUUUGACCUGCAUGUCAUGGGUGACCCUACCAAGAGCCAAAGCAUAAAGCCCUGACUCCAGCCAACGUAGCUUUCCGGGUCAUUGAGCGCCCAAACAUAGAAAUGCAAUGACAAGGUUGUGGUCCUCUUGGAAGAGAUUUAUUUAGGUAUACGGUGGAAUUUUCAGUUUGCUUUUACAACCAAUUCACCUAAGGAUGCGCUGGGGGCAACAUGGAGUGUCGCCACACAUUCUGGCGGCAACGUAGAGUGUCUACAAUGCUCAGCAGAACAACACAGAACACAACAAGCAACAAAACAACAACAUUAAAAUAAGCUAUGUUUUUCCUUAACCACCCCACCCCACCCCACCCACACAUGCACGCAGGCAGUCCCCCCCAAUCUCCAGCAUAGGACUCCUGGCUUCAAUUCUGUACUUCCGAUUGAUCAUCAGCCUCUGAUCUCAGAAUCCGGUUUAAUAUUACCGGCAGAUGUAUCAUGAAAUUUGUUGUACUUUGGUAUCGACCCCGGACUGGCCGAUGAUGGGAUCUCAAACUCCCAGCUGACUGGCCCUUGUGCCCCCUGCUCACAAAGGCCCGUCUGAACCUGGGACAGCCCGAUACCCACGGAUGUCCCUUGACAUCUGUCCGAGCCGCUGGCUUUCGAGCAGAUUGUUAAUCAUAUUUCUUUCCACCCACCCACAUCCCGCAUUCAAAUCUGGAGAGCCCUUUUCCCUGUGUUGGAUUCUUAACCGGCAGUGUGGUAGUUUAUCCUUGUGUGCAGUUCUACUACGGUACUGGCAUCUGGGGCUGUAUCACAAGUUAAGGGCUUUGACGUGAUUUAAUUGUAAGAAGAUACAAGAGGUGCAACAUCAGGGUUUAGUUAGCAGUUUUAUUUGUAACUUCUCAGUAGAUGAAAUGGAUCUAUCAAUACUGAUAUAAAUUACUAAGAUCUAAAGAUAAAGCAGAGUUUUUAUUGCAUAUUGUCUGGAGAAAGUAUUACUUUUUAUUAAUAAAUGCAAUACGAAGAUAGUUACAUAGCUUUCA
Molecule: messenger RNA, 3254 nt
Organism: Mobula hypostoma (lesser devil ray)
Lineage: Eukaryota; Metazoa; Chordata; Chondrichthyes; Myliobatiformes; Myliobatidae
Gene: dnajb4
Product: DnaJ heat shock protein family (Hsp40) member B4
Exons: 3
Coding region: 431-1456 (341 amino acids)
Biological process (GO): negative regulation of transcription by RNA polymerase II
Cellular component (GO): cytosol
Molecular function (GO): protein-folding chaperone binding
Source: RefSeq, a predicted model, not a curated record